Molecule: messenger RNA, 1008 nt
Organism: Kuraishia capsulata CBS 1993
Lineage: Eukaryota; Fungi; Ascomycota; Pichiomycetes; Pichiales; Pichiaceae
Exons: 1
Coding region: 1-1008 (335 amino acids)
Biological process (GO): isoprenoid biosynthetic process
Molecular function (GO): prenyltransferase activity
Source: RefSeq, a predicted model, not a curated record
AUGGAUAUUGGGAAACGUGUUUCGUUUGAAGGACACGCAUGUUGGGACGUGCAAAGUGAAACCAUACUGAGACGUCCAUACGACUACCUGGCUAACAAUCCUGGCAAGCAGAGUAUCAGCCUUGUGAUCGAAUCUUUCAACAGAAUUCUUCAGGCGCCGCAUGAAAAGCUAGAUCUUAUUUGUGAGUCUGCUGAGAUACUUCACCAGGUUUCUUUGCUCAUUGACGAUGUUGAAGAUUACGCCAUGCUGAGAAGAGGCCAACCCACGGCACACAUCAAGUUCGGUGUUCCCUCGACGAUAAACAGUUCCAGCUAUAUGAUCUUUGUGGUUGCACAGAAUUUAAUGAGUUUGGAGGAGACUACAGAGGCAAGCAAGCAUGUUCAGGAGAUAUUCACCGAGGAACUGUUGUAUCUGCAUAGAGGGCAGGGUCUAGACAUAUAUUGGAGAGACGAGCACAAGUGUCCGACCGAGCUGGAGUAUCUGAAUAUGGUUAUGGACAAGACUGGUGGCUUGUUCAGAAUGGCUGUGCGAUUGUUGGAACUCAGUACUUCUGGAUUGAAAUCCUUUGAAAAUUCGAGUCCUCAAACCCUUUCCCCAUUAGUUGCAGUGGCCAACGUGAUGGGUGCCAUCUACCAGAUCAGAGAUGACUAUUUGAACCUGAAGUCUACCAAAUACGUAUCCAGCAAGGGAUUUUGUGAGGAUCUCACUGAAGGAAAGUUUUCGUUUCCAGUAAUACACUCUUUGGCCACAGGAAAGGAUGGAGACAAGUUACUGGAGAUCCUCAAAUUGCACACGAAUGAUAUCGAGCUGAAGAAACAGGCGUUGAGCUAUAUGGAUAGCACAAACAGUUUCGAUUAUACCAAGGAUACGUUAAGGAAUUUGCACGCCAAAGGGAACGAAUUGGUGGAUAAAGUGGAGCAAAUGUACGAAUUCCAAGAAGAUCCCAAAGUGUACACUACAGGCUUGAGAAAGGUUCUGGCCAAGUUGGCAGAUGUUUCCAAUGUUUGA